This is a messenger RNA of Hermetia illucens (black soldier fly), 738 nucleotides long. Its product is annotated as kallikrein-13-like. The transcript is spliced from 2 exons. Gene Ontology annotation, molecular function: serine-type endopeptidase activity. Gene Ontology annotation, biological process: proteolysis. Lineage: Eukaryota; Metazoa; Arthropoda; Insecta; Diptera; Stratiomyidae. Bases 1 to 738 code for a protein of 245 amino acids. The record is from RefSeq and is a predicted model, not a curated record.
AUGAAUUUGCUUAAAUUGAUUUUAUAUCCCAGCAGCCUCCGUCCUCAAAAACAUCAAACCACACAUCAUUUCAAAUGUCGUGUCGUCAAUGGUAUUGUCAAAUUUGAAAUGGUUCUAAAUCUUAUAUUUUGGCUGAAUUUCGUUUUCACGUUAUCGUUGGCUCAGCUCACGACAAAUCUCACUAACGUUCAGAUUCACCUGUCAUUCCGCGGGCAAUUUCCUAGUGUGGUUAGUAUUGAAGAAAUUGUUAAGCGUAAUAACCGAUGUAGUGGGAUCCUAAUAACCAAGAAGCAUGUCCUGACCGUUGCACAUUGCGUGCCUCCAGAUGAAACGGAAAACUACAUAGUCAUCGCUGGAACAAACGGCAUCACUACAUGGGACAAUAAUUGCCAAACUAGGACCAUAGUCAAGGCCAUAAUCCAUUCCGGCCACAAUCCAAUCGAGAAUCUUCUAGGAGAAGACGAUAUUGCAAUACAAGUUUUGAAUCAUGAAAUUUUCGAAACUGGUUUCAUUCGAAUAACUCCCUAUGAGCGGGUUCAUCUUGAACCAGGUGGUAGGUUGACAAUAGUAGGAUGGGGGCCAGAGAAAACUGCAGAGCCUAAUGUAGUCGCUCAAAUGAGCUUUGUUAAUGUGUCAAUACUCAAUCCACAUCAUUGUGGGUUGGAUUUUCUACCUAGCAGGCUGAUUUGCCUUGGUGAUAGAGACGGGACGACUUCAGCCAUGGGCUUAGUUGGAUAA